Molecule: messenger RNA, 3034 nt
Organism: Owenia fusiformis
Lineage: Eukaryota; Metazoa; Annelida; Polychaeta; Sabellida; Oweniidae
Source: the annotation of a GenBank genome assembly
CUGAAAAGUAAUAUUUAUAUGUUUGUCCAGUGUUUUAAUGAAACUCCUACAAGCAAACAGAUGUGUGUAGUUUGACAGAAUGAACAAAUACUUGUUGUUCAAUGCUGAAUAAGUAAAUAAGUGGGAAGUUUUUACAUUAGUUCAAAAGAGAAAUUAUUGUAGCUUAGAGUGCCUCCAAGUCACGGCAACAUUUUUCAAAAGUUACUUUAUAGGAUAACAUUGGCAUUACAAAAUAUUAAAACGAGUUACAAUUUCCCAGAUAAGUUGUUACCAGAAGGGUCCUGAUGUUGGAGGUUUACUCUGUUAUGAUGCCAAAUCAGUUUCCAUUUCCAUGGCAACAGGGUUUGUUUCCCCUAGCAACCACUGGAGAUGUAUACAGCCACAUCAAACAGUCAAAAAUAGAACAUGAUCCUCAUCACUGGACCAAAGAUGAUGUUAUAUUAUGGCUGAAAAAGUGUGCACGUAACUAUGCAAUCGAUGAAAUUUCGCCAGAGAAAUUCAAUAUGAAUGGUUAUGCUUUGUGCAUGCUUACAAAGGAAGAUUUCUUAACAAGGUCUCCCCAUGGUGACCUACUGUACAACACUCUGCAAGAGACUCUUAAGAAUCUUCAAGAGGUGCAAGGUCUCACUCCCAAUUCUGCACACUCACCAUUAUCUAGCAUGCCACCCAGACAUAUCUUCAGGCCACCAGAGCUCCUCUCACCACCUUUGAGGCUACCAUCCAGCCCUAAUUCUCCAAUGUUGGCCCAGAGGGGCAUCAUUCACAAUACAUUAAUCUCACCUCCGAUUCGUCAAAAUUCAGAUAAACCCCCCGCUCUGUAUAUUCCACUUAGGAGGCACUCCAGUUCAUCAAUACAUUCCCCAGGCAUAGAUCUCAGUUGUCGAAGGUCACCAUUGGCAUUAUCCCCAGGACAGAGGUCAGAUUAUGGACCUGGAGAUGGCGAUCUCAGAGACAGAAACAUUGAAUUAGAUUUACAGGUGCAACAUAUUAGAGAAUCGAAGAGAUCACCUAAUUUCGAUCCACGGGGUCAGUCAGAUCAUCUUGAUCAUUUUCAACCUGGUCCAGGUUCUCACAUAUAUCAGCAGCUCCAUUCACCACCAAAUAGCAUUCGGGGUUUACACAUUGCAGAACAUGGACCAAGUGCCACUAGGGAUUUACACAUUGCAGAACAGGGACAUUCUGCAUGGAGAAUUAUAAAGGGAAACUCCCCACAACACUCUCCAAGUAGCAGUCCAAAUUGGAAGAAAAGAUUUGACAUGUAUCCUUUGAUUGCUCCAACACCAACAGGCUCAAAUGAGACUUUUGACAGAAAUUCCUAUGAAGUUAAAAGGAAAGGAUAUGAUGUACCAUAUGGGCCAUGUGAGUUCAAGUCCAGGGACUCCAAUAGUUCUCAACAAAACCUGGAAUUGGAAGCCCCAGGAGAUCUCAUUAUUGAUGACAUGAGAAGCACCCACCAGAUAGCUCCAGGUGUAUCAUUGUCACAAGCUGAUGUAGAAUUAUUCCAACGACUCAUACACGAUAAGAAACUCUUGGAGCCACUUAAAGGAGUUGAAUGUAAACUCUUAUGGGAGUUUCUCAGCAUCAUGCUUGACCGUCCAGAUCUUUAUCACGAAUUUGUAGUUUGGGAGGAUAAAUCUGACCUUACAUUUCGCAUUAUUAAUCCUACGGGUCUAGGAUUCCUAUGGGGCAUACAGAAGAACCGAACAACGAUGACAUAUGAGAAGCUUUCCCGAGCACUAAGGUAUUAUUACAAGAUGGGGAUUAUACAGAAAGUGCCACAAAAGAGACUGACUUACAAGUUCCUCAAGAAGCCCAGUGAGAUAGUUAAAGGACAACGAGGUGCUAAACCAUAUGCUCAAAGACUUAAACUUCUGAGACAACAAAAUGCAGCAGCUAAUCAAACCGGACCAAGUGAAAAUAGCGAAAAUAUUAAACAGGAGGAAUCGGAGCAGGAUAUAGAAACUGAAACAGGAGGUUCUGUAUCGGACCCCGAACUCAGCUCAAACUCAUCGACAUCAAUAUCAGAAAAUGAUGCGUUGAAAUCUGGAUUAAUAAACACAGAUGAGAUAUCAGAACCAAUGGAUUAUUCCCUCACAGAGAGCUCAAGAUAUCAAAAGCAGUCUGUUAUUGUGGCUGGUCCGCAAAGAUCAAAUAAAAAGACUUUCCCGUCUCCAUUCCUGAUGGAUACCGACAUAGAUCAUCAUACCCAUAAUGAUAGACAUAAGCGUAAUGCUAAUGUUGAAACGAAUCAGAAAUGUGUUACUAGUAGUACACAUGAUAGAGAUAACGAGAUGGAGAAUGCUGAUUCAGAUGAGGUAUUUCUUAAUGGACACAACUCUUUAACAAUUGAUGAAUCAAAAAAUGAAUUAAGGCCAAGCGUAACAAGUAGUAAUUUUGAAGGUGCUUCAAGUGAAAGUGAACCAGAAAUUUAGACACGUGGCCUUGUGCACUCAAGUUACAACAAGGUACACAAAUCGACUUCAAUUUUUACGAACAGUUUACUUGUUCACAAAUUUUGCUAGCUUUAAUGAUUUAUAUGCAGAUAAAUGAUGUACAUGUAUUUAUAAUAUUUAUCCGGAGACGUUUAGGUAGGCAAUGUACAUUUCAGAUGCUUUAUUGGACUCUAGCUCCUUAAAUGUUUAUUUCCAUUAUCAUUGGAACAUUACUCAGUUAGUCAAUGGUAAAUAUCAUUUGUCAACAUUCUUCAAAAAUAGUUGUUACUUGACCAUUUAUAGAUUUUGGUACAUACCUUAUUUUCUGAAAAUAUCAAUAAAACUUUUUCCAAAAAAUAAUGCUCUCACAUUUUUCAAUUUUAAAAGGCAAUAUAUCCUACAUACUAUGUGAGCUGUGUCUGUUGAUCAAAUAAUAACAUUUAUUUUUCUACAUUUUAUAGUUUGCACUUUUCACAUACAAUAUCUCACCCUCCCUUCUUCCAUGUAUUUAUGAUUAUCAAAAAUAAACUGAAAGUGAGGUUUCAAGUUUGUAAUCAUUAUAAAUUUAAAAACAUGUAUUAAUAGCCUCAAAUGCAUAAUGA